AUGGCUACCAUAUCGACAGUAAAAGUUACAGAAUUGCCAAGCCGUACUCCAGAUCCAACCACAGCAAGGGCUCACCAUGUAUCACCUCCAGGGACGGGAUUCAAGAAUCCUUGGCCAUCUUUCCAAGAGAACGAAAGGUUCGCUGGCUUCAAAUUGAAGUUUGGCAGCCAUCCCGAGAAGGACUUCGUACCCGUUCCUGAAGGUCCGAAUGGUACUCGUUCAGAUCAGCUGGUCAAGGUUGUCAGGCCAACAUGGGGCUUUGAACAGAAAGAUAAACUGCGAGCAACAUGGCUUGGUCACGCCGGCUUCCUGGUCGAGACACCAGCUGCACAUGGCUGCGAGAGAGGAGUGAGGAUUUUGUUUGAUGCCGUGUUCAGCGAACGUACGAGUCCUAUUAGCUUUGCUGGGCCCAAGCGAUACACCCCUCCACCAUGUAAGAUUGAGGAACUGCCGGACGUGGACAUCAUCUGCAUCAGCCAUAAUCACUAUGACCACUUAGACAUUCACACGGUCACACCACUGUAUCAGAAGCUGAAAGGCAAGGUGCACUUCGUUGCUGGACUCAAUAGCAAAGACUGGUACCUGCAAACCGUUGGCUGCACCGCAGACGAGGUGACGGAGCUGGACUGGUGGGAGAGCCGACGGUUUGGCAUUGAUGGCGUCGGUUCGGUCGAACUGACCUGUACGCCAGCACAACACUUCUCCGGCAGAACGCUUUGGGAUCAUGGUCACGCGCUUUGGUGUUCCUACGUUAUCAAGACUCCAGAGACCACAACAUCAUCACCAAAAUCACUCUACUUCGCAGGCGACACCGCCUACAAAUCACUCAAAGCUGAUAGUGCAUGUCCUGCUUUCGAGCAGAUCGGCCAGACUCUUGGACCAUUCGAUCUCGCAAUGCUCCCAAUUGGCUUGUUCAGUCCUCCCGAGUUCAUGAGUGCGAUACAUGCACACCCAGAGCAGACUCUUGAGAUUCACAAGGCUGUGAGGUCGAAGCUAAGCAUUGGUAUGCACUAUGGGACAGUCAGAGGUGGGCUCAGUGGCACUUUUGAGCCUGUCACGGAUCCACCUCGAAGAUGGCGCGAAACUGCUCAAAAGGAGGGGAUGUGGGCUGGUGGUGGGGUUGAAGGUGAUGGUGAAGAAGUGGAUACGAAGAAAGGCAGCUGCGGGCUAUGCCAUGUUGGCGAGACUGUCGCUGUAUGA
This is a messenger RNA of Fulvia fulva, 1200 nucleotides long. Its product is annotated as Metal-dependent hydrolase lscR. The record is from RefSeq and is a predicted model, not a curated record. Gene Ontology annotation, molecular function: N-acylphosphatidylethanolamine-specific phospholipase D activity. The transcript has a single exon. Lineage: Eukaryota; Fungi; Ascomycota; Dothideomycetes; Mycosphaerellales; Mycosphaerellaceae. Gene Ontology annotation, cellular component: cytoplasm; membrane-bounded organelle. Bases 1 to 1200 code for a protein of 399 amino acids. Gene Ontology annotation, biological process: N-acylethanolamine metabolic process; N-acylphosphatidylethanolamine metabolic process.